Messenger RNA from Thecamonas trahens ATCC 50062, 1899 nucleotides. Its product is annotated as histidinol-phosphate aminotransferase. The record is from RefSeq and is a predicted model, not a curated record. NCBI's taxonomy places the organism in Eukaryota, Apusomonadida, Apusomonadidae. Gene Ontology annotation, molecular function: pyridoxal phosphate binding; L-histidinol-phosphate:2-oxoglutarate transaminase activity. The transcript has a single exon. Gene Ontology annotation, biological process: L-histidine biosynthetic process. The coding region runs from base 1 to 1866 and encodes 621 amino acids.
AUGGCGAGGUUCAUUCGUGACGACCUCGCGAGCGCCCGCUACAAGGGCGUAGAGUCGAUCGAGGCGCUGGCUGACGAGCUCGGCAUUGCGGUCUCGUCGAUCAUCAAGCUCAAUGCCAAUGAGAACCAGUACGGGGUGCCCGAGGCGUGUGCGGCAGCGAUGAGCGCCGCCAUCAACGUCACCACCCAUGUGUAUCCGGAUCCAAGCCAGGCCAAGCUCCGGGGUGCCGUGGCAGAGCUGCAUGAGCUCGGGCCCGAGUCUGUUGUUGCCGGUGCUGGCUCGGACGACAUUCUCGACAUUAUUCUGCGCGCGACUGCGCCCAAGAUUGUGGCCUACGCGCCGCCGACCUUUGGCAUGUACUCCUUCCUCGCCAAGGUCAACGGUUCGAUCGAGCAGGUGCUCAUUGAGAGAACGCCCGAGUUUGGCGUCACGGCCGCGUCCGUUAUCGCGAGUGUGAGCGAGGCGCUCGCUGACGGCGGCCACGGCGUCGUCUUUCUACCAUCGCCCAACAACCCGACCGGCAACCUGGUGGCACUCGGCGAGGUGCGUGCCAUGUGUGCCGCGCUCCCGAACGCCAUCAUUGUUCUCGACGAGGCGUACAUCGACUUUGCACCGGCCGGCGCCUCUGCCGCGGGCCUCAUCGGUGAGUAUGACAACCUUGUUGUCUGCCGCACCUUUUCCAAGUGGGCCGGCCUCGCCGGGACACGGAUCGGGUACUGCCUCGCCGAUCCUCAGCUUGUUGCCACCUUUCUCGCCAUCAAGCAGCCGUACAACGUCAACUGUGCGGCAGAGGCAGGCGCGCUGGCGGCGCUCGGCGCGCGCGACGACAUCCUGGCGUCGUCGGUCUCGCGGCUCAUUGUCGAGCGGCGCAACGUGUUUGUCCAGCUCGCAGCGCUAGCGCCACUGGUAGUCCCGGUCCCGUCGUCGGCCAACUUUGUCCUCGCGCGCAUUGCAGACACCGCGCCGCUGACUGCAGGCGAGCUUGCGUCUGCGCUCCGCGCCGCCGGCAUCCUCAUCCGCUACUUUAACAAGCAGGGCGGCGACCUCGAGGCUUACAUCCGGAUCUCGGCCGGUAAGCCGGCAGACACUGCGGUAGUGAUAGGAAAGAUCCGUGAGCUGCUGGGAGCCGCACCCGCGCCACCGCCGGUUCUCGCCAACCCAGGCAUCGAGGCGGUGCUCUUCGACAUGGACGGUGUGCUCGCCGACGUCGGCGCCUCGUACCGGGCGGCCAUUGUCGCCACGGCGAAAGCGUUUGGUGUCACCGUCACCGCCACCGACAUCGAUGCGGCCAAGGCGGCCGGCAACGCCAACAACGACUGGCUGGUAACCCGAGCGCUCAUCGCCGCCAGCGACGACGCGCCGCAGCCGCUGCCGACGCUCGACGAAGUGACUUGUCAGUUUGAGGCGCUCUACCACGGCGAUGGCAGCACCCGCGGCCUCUACGCCAACGAGACACUCGUGGUCGCAGCCGACUUGCUCCACUCGCUCAAACAUGUUGCCGGGCUCAAGCUCGCCGUCGUUACCGGCCGCCCGCGCGAUCCGGACGCCACCCGCUUCCUUGACGACUUUGGCCUCACCGGGCUCUUUGACGCCGUCAUCACCAUGGACGACGGCCCGGCCAAGCCAUCGCCGGUCCCGAUUCAACUCGCGCUUGACGCACUCGGCGUAGCACCAAGCGCCGCCAUCAUGCUCGGCGACACGGUCGACGACGUCGCCGCCGCCCUCGCCGCCUCGGUCCCCGCGCUCGGCGUCAUCCCACCCGGCGCUGGCGAGCCGGAUGGCCUUGCCAAAGUCCUCACGCUCGCCGGCGCAAGCUACGUCAUGGGCCCGGGCUGCUUCGAGCUUGCGCACCUGAUCACCCGCUAGUCUGGUCACGAGGUAAACCGUGGAAUCGUGGCA